AUGUGCUCCCAGCUCUGGUUCCUGACGGACCGGCGCAUCCGCGAGGACUACCCGCAGGUGCAGAUCCUGCGCGCCCUCCGGCAGCGCUGCUCCGAGCAGGACGUGCGCUUCCGGGCGGUGCUCAUGGACCAGAUCGCCGUCACCAUCGUCGGCGGCAACCUCGGCCUGCAGCUGAACCAGAAGGCGCUCACCACUUUCCCAGACGUGGUGCUUGUCCGCGUGCCCACGCCCUCCGUGCAGUCGGACAGUGACAUCACCGUCCUGCGACACCUGGAGAAGCUGGGCUGCCGCUUAGUCAACCGCCCACAGAGCAUUCUAAACUGCAUCAACAAAUUCUGGACAUUCCAGGAGCUGGCUGGGCAUGGGGUCCCCAUGCCAGACACCUUCUCCUAUGGUGGACAUGAAGACUUCUCGAAAAUGAUCGAUGAAGCCGAGCCGCUGGGCUACCCCGUGGUGGUGAAGAGCACGCGCGGACACCGGGGAAAAGGUGUUUUUCUUGCAAGAGAUAAACACCACCUCUCAGACAUCUGCCACCUGAUCCGCCACGAUGUGCCCUACCUGUUCCAGAAGUACGUGAAGGAGUCCCAUGGAAAAGAUAUCCGGGUGGUGGUGGUCGGCGGCCAGGUGAUAGGCUCCAUGCUUCGCUGCUCCACAGAUGGGCGGAUGCAAAGCAACUGCUCUCUCGGUGGCGUGGGCGUCAUGUGCCCACUGACAGAACAAGGCAAGCAGCUGGCUAUCCAGGUGUCCAACAUCCUGGGCAUGGACUUCUGUGGCAUCGAUCUUCUCAUCAUGGACGAUGGCUCCUUUGUGGUGUGUGAGGCAAAUGCCAACGUGGGCUUCCUAGCCUUCGACCAGGCGUGCAACUUAGAUGUGGGCGGGAUCAUUGCAGACUACACCAUGUCCUUGCUGCCCAGCAGGCAGACCGGGAAGAUGGCCGUCCUCCCAGGCUUGUCUAGCCCCAGGGAGAAGAAAGAGCCAGAUGGCUGUGCUUCAGCUCAGGGAGUUGUGGAGAGCGUCUAUGCCAUCAACAGCGGGUCUACCUCCAGCGAGAGUGAGCCUGAACUGGGAGAGAUCCGGGCUUCCUCAGCCAGCACAGCGGGGGCCCCGGCCCCCAUGCUGCCUGACCCCAGCUACAACAUUAACACCAGGAUUGCUUCAGAAUUAAAACUUAAGUGAAUUCCUGCUUUUUGGCAGCACUGAAACCAAAUCCUACUGCUUCCCUAGUAGUUUUGAGCGAAUAAAAUCUGGACUAGUGUGAUUUCAUUUGCACAGAAACUAGAAAUCCCAUCUGGGCCCUCGGCAUUCUUUCUAAUGAUGAUUUAAGCAAAUGGCCUAGCUUUGUGGUUUUUAGAAACACUAGUAUGAAAACCCUCACCGAGAACGACAUCCCGACCGACUGGUUCAAGACCGACGUCUGCUGCGAGCACUGGGACGUGACAGCUGCCUCGGGGCUCUGACUCUGCUGUGCUUUGGCUUGUAGCAGUGGAGCCCGUUAAGCUGGAACUGCUCCUGGAGACACUGUGCAAAAGAGCAACCACCCGACAGAGGCACGUGCAGAAGAGGUGGAAUGUGACUGCAGUUGUGUGCUCUUCAUUAAGAGUGUGUGUGUGUGUGUGCACGCCUGUGUGUGUGAGAGAGAUGCUCAGAGAAUACGCAGUCCCAAUGCUGUUAAAGAAUCAGUCUCUGCUCCCCAUCAAUCACCAUCUUGACCAUAUUUCUCUGACACUCAGGAUAUGGUGUUUCAAAGGGAGCUUCCUCAUUAGCAUCUUCAAUGAAGCACUUUGUAGAAAGUGAGAUUGAGCGUCCUUUGACUUCAGUGAUUGGCAGACAUCCUGCUCUGUAACUGGGGCUUUUUACAAACUGCCAAGUAUAUAGACCCUGCUUCAACUAACGCCAGCCCCAGCAGCCUCUUGCACCUUUGCUGCCUUUGGCCUCAGCUGGAAAUGCAUUUCAAUGAGCUAGUGGCCACACACUUCCUUCCUUAAGCGUGCACUAGAACACCAUGGACUUCUUUUCAGUGGACUCCUGUUCACUUGACAUCAGAAGCCAGUGGGUUUUUAAUCCUAGAGAGCUAGUGAAAAAUAAUCAUUCCCCCCUUCCUCUGCUGAUACUUGGUGUACUUAGCUAUAGGAGAUUUUUUCAUACGAGUUGGUGUUGUGGGCCUGUUGGGUAGAUAGAGCCAUUGGAAACACACUCCAGUCCCAUUGACAUACUAGUCUUACCCAGGUUAAGACUACCUAUACUAGUCUUACUAGUCUUACUCACUUUUCCACACUGGGGAGAUUCAGAUAUCAAGGAUAACUCAUUGCACAUCUUAUGGGGGGAUGGUGAAGAGAAGUGGAUAAUGUUGACAUGACACCAAGUGCUUUCCAUUUUAACUCUUCUGGCAGUAGGUGAUGACCCUUCCCUUGGGAGAAAUCACAGAGAUGGAGUCUUCCAUUUCUGCUUGUAUGAAGUAUGACAGAAAUGAACACAGCUACCUUUUUAACCAAAUAAACUAGAACAUAUGCACUCAAGAGUCACCCUGAUCGUACUUACUUCCUUGGGAGACCUUACUCUUGAGCUGCAGUGUUCCAUGUGCCAAGACCACAUAGACUUCCUGUUUGGAAUUAUCUUUGAAGCCAUGCAAGAAAAGAGGCCUCACCACCUUAUAGUCAGACCUCAUUUUUUACAUCACUCCUCCCCAGAGGUCAUCCCAAGCUCCAUCACUCAUUUCACUUAGACUUCUAAUGCUCUUUGGCUGUUAAACAAAUCAUCCCUCAAAAAGGAAAUCUACCCUUAAAGGACAAGACCAACAACAUUAAGGAAGCUUACAGAUGGAUAGCUCCAAGGAGGGUCCUAGAAAUGUUCUGAGUAAGGCUAGCUUCCCUUGACUAAACACACAUCUUCCCAAGGUGACUAGUUUGAAGGCAGCAGCACCCAUUUGGGUGUAUGAAUUCCUGAACUUCUGUAAUGUAAAAUGUGUGUCAAGUCAAACUAGUCCGUUUUCUUUCACAACACAUUUAAAUAGAAACUGGCUUUGAAAAUACUGUGGCUAAAAUCAGAUCUCACUAAGUAACAGUUGUACAGCUGAACACUGGCACCGUGUAAUGGAGAUGCACUACACAGCCGUAGUUUAAAUACAGUCAACAUAAGGUGCAUGCCACUGAGCUGCGACUCCAGCCAUGUGUCUGUACAGUUGAAAAAUGAUAAUCCUUCACCUUUAGUAUAGGUUAAGACAUGUACCUUAUCUUUACCACUCAGGGUGGGUUUAGCAGAAUGGUUCUCGGUCUGUUCUCGUUGGAAUUGGCCGGAUGCUUUCUAUGUAAACCUCUGAACCAAGUGAUGACCUGCUGGAAGCUGCAUCCACUCCUUCCCACAGUUUAGUGUAAGCUCAGUCUCUCCAUUUUACCUAAAGGGAUGAUAGUGGGCCCCAUCCUGAGCAGAGCAGCUAGAGGAUGCUUCCAGAGUUGUCAAGAGGGGCCCGUUUUCCAGCUGCCAGUGACAUCUGUAGUCGUUGGCAUAUUGCUCAGAACCCAGGCCUGUCUAGAAGCAGAGAAAGCUGGGGCACAGCUGGGUCAUAGCCUUGCUCCAGGAUUUCCCGCUCUGGCUGUGGGCCCUGUGAACCUCAGCCAGAUGGCUGGGCCGACCUCGUCACAGCUGCCCACAGGGCCUGCUGGAGGGAGCAUGGGGCACAGAGCCAGCUCCUCAUUCUGAUUCUCCCCUUCAACAGCUGAUAACCCUAUACAAUCAAGUUGACUCUAACCACGAUUUUUCCAUUCUUCUGAUAGGGGCUAUGCCUAUCUUAUUUACCUCUUGAGGGCGGUGUGCUUUGAGCUUGAAGUGAGUGAAUUAAUGAGACUGCCUUAUGUGGGAGGUGGUAGAGAGAUGCCUAUAGCAUCUGGCUUUUAACAGUUUCCCAUCACCCCUCCUCUGGGAGGAGUUAAAGAAAGAGACCAUACUUUCUUGGCAUUAGCACACUAAACAGUGGUGGGGGGCCUGAAAAUGGAUGCAGCUUCUCAGAGGUCUUAUGACCUGAAAGGAGUAAUGUAUUCAGCCUUCUGGAUGUAUCGUAUGUAACCUGAAACUCUUGACUGCUGUAUCAACUAACAGUCUUCCUUAUGUAACAUAAAUUGCAAUGUCUGAAUACAGUCUUCCCAUUAUCUGGUAGUAGCAUCUUGAAACUGGUCAAAACUUGAAUGCCAAUAG
Molecule: messenger RNA, 4188 nt
Organism: Budorcas taxicolor (takin)
Lineage: Eukaryota; Metazoa; Chordata; Mammalia; Artiodactyla; Bovidae
Gene: RIMKLA
Product: ribosomal modification protein rimK like family member A
Exons: 5
Coding region: 1-1176 (391 amino acids)
Biological process (GO): protein modification process
Cellular component (GO): cytoplasm
Molecular function (GO): metal ion binding; ATP binding; ligase activity, forming carbon-nitrogen bonds
Source: RefSeq, a predicted model, not a curated record